AGGCUCUCGUAGAGAUGUGGCGCAGCAAUACUGCACAAAUCACCUUUGUGCUGCCUCCUUCAAGUCAUUUUGUGCGCUCCUAGGACAAGUUCUAUUGCUGACAGGUUGGUUAAUACAAUGAGACUUCGUGACGGCCGGACCCCGACUCUUUCCUGCGCAUUCCCCCGGUCCUGCUUCCGUGUUCUUCUCGUGGGAGCGCUUCUUCAACUAGGGACGAGCGGAUUGACUUUGCGGACGACAGUUGACGGAACGAAGCCUGGCAGUACUAGCAGGAAUGCAGCAGGAGCUGCUGCUUCCGCUACUACAACUCCUGCUGCGCAGGAGACCACCACCAGUGACCCGAAAAUUAAAGUCCGCCUGUGCGAUCCGAGUCGCCCGAUUCAGGUCGUGCCGCAGUCUACGCGCUACGAAGUGCGAACGCUGUACUACGAGGCGGACAGAUACAGUGACCGGACGCGUAGAUUGCUCCUGUUCGCAGGUUUAGGUGGCCACCGGUAUCUCGAACUCCAUGACCUAGAGCAAGAGGCAAUUUCUAUCGGCGGCGGGAGUUCGUCGGAGGAGGAGGAAGAGGAAGGGAGCGAUGAUAUUCCAACUGACCAGGAUCAUCACGACCGACUGCGUAAUGAGGAGGAUCACAACAAUUUCUACGAGUCGUUUCCUCGACCCGAAGCCCAAGCAGGGUUCUCUGCUUCGCUCCCCGGUGCGGAGCAUCUUCGGUCAGACCAACGACCACUUUCGCGCCAAGGAGAAAACCGAGAAACAUCAAAUCCCGGGCUUGCUGCUCGUAGAGCUACUAGUAGAGUUGCUGCAGUAAAGACGAAAUGCGUUCUCACGCUGGGUUUUUACUACGACAGUGAGACGGACGCGUGCAGUUUGCAAGCCCCGGACGGCGUCGUCGCGCCGAAGAGUCGGCUAUCCAAUGCAAAUAUGUCUGGGUCCGGAAAGUUGUAAUGCUAAAAUGUGCAUGCUGAAAACACUUUCUUAUGCACGAAAGCAUGACAAGUUGGCAGAAGAGAACGCUUUCUCAUCUGGUAACCAAAUGCGUGCGCGCGCGCGCGCAGAGCGCGCGCCGGCCCACGAAGCCGGCGCGCGCGCUCUGCGCGCUUGCGAUAUUGCUUAGCAAACGCAGCGCGAAGGCAGUUGCCGUUACCAUAUAGGGCAACCGCCGGGAGGCGUGAAGGUCAGGGAAAUGGCCGGAAAUGAAGCGGGAGAAGGGAAAAAAAGCGGACCAGAUGUGAAAAUGUCCAGGAGGUCAAAAAUGUCGCAAAAACGGCAGAAACCAAGCGGGAGAAGGUGAAAAAACAGCAUUUUUGCGGUUUGGCCCACUUGAUAGCUGAAAAAGAGACGGACUAUUUUUUGCUCCGCCCGCUGGCCAGCUGCGUUGGAGAAGCAGGCCCGCGACCUGUUCGGAAGUCUUGGGCCGCUUCGUAACUGAAAAAAGUUUGAAAAAAAUGGCAAAAAAUUGCUUCAUAACGUGGGUGGAAGCAAUCGUCGGAUUUUGUCCAGACCACCCGGGCCACUUGAAAAAUAGAAAAAGACGAAAAAUUGCCCAAAAGCGUAAUCCCUCCGCAGGCUUCAAAACUGCCAGUCAGAUGCGGGCGGUGAAAAUGUCCAGGUCGCCCGGGCCACUUGGAAAAUAGAAAAAGACGGAAAAUUGCGCAAAAGCGUAAUCCCUCCGCAGGCUUCAAAACUGCCAGUCAGCUGCGGUCGGUGAAAAUGUCCAGGUCGCCCGGGCCACUUGGAAAAUAGAAAAAGACGGAAAAUUGCGCAAAAGCGCAAUCCCUCCGCAGGCUUCAAAACUGCCAGUCAGCUGCGGUCGGUGAAAAUGUCCGGAGCCCUUCGGACACCUAAAAACCUGAAAAAAAAGCGAAAAUCGCAAAAAAUCGAAAACCCUCGGCAGGCUUACAAACUGGCCGCCAAGGGCGGUCCGGUGGGCGCGCGCUUGCGCCAUACCAUCGCGAUUGGGAAAAAAAAGUCGGACUAGAAGCGGGCGGAGGCAUGUCCCAAAGUUCCGAUUUGGCCGGGGUUGUGAGCACCAAUUCGGGACCUCCACCGCGUCUGAAGUGGCCGAUUUUGGUUGCCCGGAAGGGUUCGCGGGUUUUCGGCUUUCCGCAUACCUUCCUGGCCAGGGGGCCAGUUUGUCAUGCAGGGGGCUAGAGAGGAUGCCCCGCUGCGAAAUAGCAGACCGGAUUUCGCUCCACCACUUCCCCGCGGCCCUAAAGGGCCGCGGACAACUACUGUCGCCCGCGGCGGCCCGCAGGCUCCUGCGAUAAGCUUUGAAUGCGAAUCCGGAAGCCCCCGAUGACCCAGAUAUCUUCCUGGCCAGGGGGCCAGUUUCUCAUGCAGGGGGCUUGAAGAAGAAGGAGUGGGACUGUAAUCAAAAAUAAAUAGCGCCAAAGCGCGGCCCGCGGGGCCGCGCUUUCGCCGCGCGGCUGGUUAGGCUUUCGCGCUGGUUAGAAUUUCGCGCACGCUUUUGGUUACCAAUAUCGCCCUCCGGGCGCGACCUUCAUACGCACUCCUCAUGAGAAGCUGCGUUUUUGUAUAAAACAAAAGAGACUACCACUACGACUUUUGUCGGUCAUGCAAUACAAACAGACUUCACAGGAAUCCGUUAGGCGGCCAGCAUUACAAGUUCCAACUUUCCAGACCCAGACAGAUUUGCAAUGCAUAUCGGCGAUGCCAGCGCACCUUGCACGCGGCCGAGGCGACCUGCCGCCGGGACAAGUGCAACUUGUCGGGAGAGCGCACGGUUUUUCACGACGGGGCAGUGGACGAGAAGUAUCGGUCCCUCUUGUUGCAGCUGCACGCCCGGGAAAAGGCGAGAGCCGCGGACGCGGAACUACCCUCAGGUGGCUCGACUUGUAGUGGCUCUACUCAUGCGCAUGCGGGUAGUUGUUCAACAUCGUUUACCUCUACUGGUUCAGACUCGACUGCUCCGAGAAGUAAACACCCAACAAGUCCGGCAUUGCAACUCGGUCCCCGUGCCGCAGUGUUUCUUCCGGCUCUCGGGACUGCAAUACCGUCGAACUUUCGGCAGCAUACAGCGACUAGCGUUGAUGGAGUGCUGGCGACAACCGCUUCCGUAUCUACUUCGAGAAGUUCAAGUUCUUCCGAAACAGGAGAAGGCGCGCAUCAAGCGUCUCUCGAUAAAACACGACCUCCAACCUUUUCGUUAUCUGCGGACGCCGCAAGUGAUCAUACAACUACUCAUCCAAUCCAGAACGCCACCUCAUUGUCCUUCCCCCCGAACAUCAACGCGGUGAACCAAAAUUCCCGUUCCUUUCUCGCCGCCGCACUGCAGGCGCAGAAGACCGUGGUGGAGCAAGAGAUGGCGCGGCUGGAGGAACUGUUGCAAAAGGAAGAGCAGCUCAAAAAGCUCGAGCAGGAGCAGGAUCUGUUGCAGCGGUUCAGGACCUGCUUCGCGUCCUGCCAGGCCGAAGUGGAGCGGGACAAACUGACGCUUUGUCGGAAAGCGGACAACGCCAUCACUAUUUCGGAAGUCCGUGAGGUGGAUACAUACCUUUUCGACGAGGAGGGAAGGACUACAAGCGAGGAGAAGGCCAGGGCACGAAGUACUAGUAGUACCUCGACCACCAGUAGUGGAUUGUACAACAGUAAAAAGUACAAUUAUCUUUUCCACAGCAACCACAACGAACCACCACAUCAGCAAAACAACCCGGAGGUAGUGAACUCCGACCCGUUUGCCCAGCGCUUUCUGCUCACCUCCUACCCGGAGCAGCUCCUACGCGGCUGGAAGGUGCCGCACCUGAACUGGAACUUGUUCCGGGGGAAGGCUUUUGUGACGGCGGAACAGGCGGACUUCUUGACCGCGUUUCUUUCCAGCCCGGUGCGCACGGUCGGUGGUAACUACAACAACUCCCCGUAUGGUCAUUUUCCUGGAAGCACAACAACAUCAUCGCCCCCGUCGGCCACGAUAAUUCCGAAGUGCAUGCUCCACGCAAAGCUGCCGCGGUCCGACAUGUCCCAAACGGCGUCGACCUUUUUCCUGGACAUGAUUGCGACUUUCUACUACGGGCCGUACACCCGGUGGAGGCACAAGUGGGAUCAGUGGAGGGAAGAGCAGCGGAGAAAGCAGGAGCAGUCCUCGUGUAAUUUAAUAUCACAGAUAAAUCCGCACCACCACCACUGUUCUGGACGAGCAACAGAGACUUGUUCCGGAGAUGAAGAGGCCCAAGAUGUUGAUCUUCAUACUGGUGGAAUUUCGGCUUUUACACGACGGUUUCGGGUCUUACACAACAUCUCUGUCCGCGCCGGCUCCACCGCCCUGCGAUCCAUUGUGCCGGAAACUACAACCGGCGCGGCCAUUUGUCUGCUUAAAACCGUAUUUGCGAACACAUUAGAGCUGGCACAGCCGCGCGAGAUGUGGAGGAAGGUGCGCCAGUCGCUUGCGCAGACGGGGGGUGGAAGUGGGAGCAAAGAUUGCGCCGACCAUCUUGGUCCAGGGAAGAACGUGCUGCCCGUUUUUGAGGAGAACUGUCACUCGUUCACCAACACCUUUCAUCGGGGGAGGCGAAGAUUGGAAAGAAGAUUCACGGAGCAAUUGAUUCCGGGAAAAGAAGAAAAGACAAAGCGCGUUGUACUUACGUAGAUGGUUGAUUCCUCAGAAGAUAUUCAUAUUUGAUCUUGAUGUAGUUUCUACAAACGUUUCGGUUAUUGACAAUAGCCAGAAAGUGGUGCGUGUGUCUAGGUUGUACUGCAUGCUCAAAUGAACGAAAUCGUAGUGGCUACUACGGUACAUGAAAUGAGUCGAAUUAUAAUUAUGUUGAAAAACGACAACGAGAAUAAAGGAACAUGCAAAACGCACCUGUAAAAGCUCUUCCCGACUCUAUUCUCUACUUCUCGCAGUAGUGCAAUCAAAGAAACCGAUUCAUCUUGCAAGUGGAUAUUAUCGGCGAACUCAAAAU
Molecule: messenger RNA, 4925 nt
Organism: Amoebophrya sp. A120
Lineage: Eukaryota; Dinophyceae; Syndiniales; Amoebophryaceae
Source: the annotation of a GenBank genome assembly